Messenger RNA from Cotesia glomerata, 2920 nucleotides. It is a transcript of the gene Esyt2, whose product is annotated as extended synaptotagmin-2. Gene Ontology annotation, biological process: lipid transport. The transcript has 14 exons. Lineage: Eukaryota; Metazoa; Arthropoda; Insecta; Hymenoptera; Braconidae. Bases 207 to 2663 code for a protein of 818 amino acids. Gene Ontology annotation, molecular function: lipid binding. The record is from RefSeq and is a predicted model, not a curated record.
GUGGCGCUGAAUAUUUUAUUAGCAAGUUACUAUUUAUUUUGUUGAAAUUUAUUUUUUUCAGUCGGCGCCGGGACGGCUGACAAUUGAGUCGAUAUUGUUGUUUUUCUUACUAAAUUCCAUACACAUACCAGUUGAUUUCUGCAAGUACAAGUAAUGUCUGAGGCGUUGGAGUAAUUUUAAUUGCUUUUUGAGUGAAUAACGGUACCAUGGGUGACAAGGAAGAAGAAAAUAAAUUAGUCGAGCAGACAGAAGAAAAAAUUAGCUGGCCUUAUAUGACAAUAAAGUCAUUUUCAACCUCUUUGAUUUUAAAAGUAGCUACCGUUGGAGCUAUUUGGGGAUGGGGCUACAUGAACUGGAGUAUUGGAUGGCUGCUUCCUCCAGUGAUACUCUCUGUAUGGAAAGUUGAAAAUAGCAGAAGCGCGGAGCUUAAGAGACUUACGGCGCAAGCUGCCGUUAUGGCCAGAGAAAAAGAUGUUAUUACAAGCAGACUCGAUGAAUUACCAUCCUGGGUUUAUUUUCCUGAUUUCGACAGAGUUGAAUGGCUCAAUAAAAUCUUAUAUAAGGUCUGGCCGGGUAUGAAUCAUUUGGUUCGAGAUAUUGUUAAAGAAAAAAUACAGCCGGCUAUUGUUCAAUCCUUAUCAGAAUAUAAAAUGACAGGAUUUCAAUUUGGUCGAUUAGUUCUAGGCAGAAUUCCACCCAAAGUUUAUGGAAUUAAAGUAUACGAAACAAACACUUCAAGAAGUGAAAUUAUUUUAGAUUGCGACAUAUUAUAUGCUGGAGAUUGUGACAUAUCUUUUUCAUUGGGUAAUAUCAAAGGAGGAAUAAGAGAUUUUCAAUUACGUGGAAUGGCUCGUGUUGUUUUGAAGCCAAUGCUAAACGUUGUUCCUCUAGUAGGAGGAUUUCAAUUGUUCUUUUUGAAUAAUCCAUCAAUUGAUUUCAAUUUAGUGGGAAUUGCGGAUGUUCUCGAUUUUCCUGGAUUCAACCAAGCAUUGCGAAAAGUAAUAAAAGAACAGGUUUCCGCGAUUGCAGUAUUGCCGAAUAAAAUAAUCGUGCCAUUGAGCGAAGACGUGCCCGCUGAAGUUUUGAAAAUGCCAGAACCGGAGGGAGUGUUGAGGAUUCAUGUUGUUCAAGCGAAGCAUUUGAUGAAAAAGGACAUCGGAAUGUUGGGCAAAGGGAAAUCCGAUCCUUACGCUGUUAUCAAUAUUGGUGCCCAGGAAUUUAGGACGAAAACAAUCGAUAACACCGUAGAUCCUAAGUGGGACUACUGGUGUGAGGCAAUCAUCAAUACACGAAGCUCAGGACUAGAAGUUGCUAUAAGUCUUUGGGAUUGGGAUCCAAAUUUUCCUGGGGUUGAAACUGACGAUUUACUUGGAAGAGCCAGCAUCGAGGUCAGCAAAGUCAAGAAGAGGGGUACAAUCGAUAAUUGGUUUACACUCGAGUUUGCUAAACAUGGAAUGGUACAUCUCCGAUUGACCUGGUUGAGUCUUUCGAAAAAUGUUGCUGACUUACAGGCUGCGUUAUUGGAAACUCAGCAGCUACGUGUUACAUCAAUGAGUACUGCGAUUUUGACAUUAUUCGUCGACUCUGCUAAAAAUUUACCUUGCCUCCGGGGUAGCAAACAGCCUGAUGUUUAUUUGGAAGCGAGUGUUGGUAAUAAAACAGAGAGAACUGCUACGAUGUUGCGGUCUUGUGACCCGAUUUGGGAGCAAGGGUUCACCUUUUUAGUCGGAAAUCCAGAAACAAGUAGUUUGAAUAUCAGAAUUCUAGAUGACAAAACAGGAUCAGUAGUAGGAACUCUAACGUACAGUAUCUCAAUGUUAAUGACCAAAUUAAAUCUCGAAGACAUGCAGCAUCCUUAUGAUCUCCAGAACGCGGAUCCUGAAAGUAAAGUAAUAAUGUCGAUGUCUUUACACCUUUUAAAAUAUGAAACACCGGAGAUAAAUAUCGAAGAGGAAGAAGACGAAGAGGAUUUCAGUCAGUUGCAGAAAAAAAUCGAGCGUCAAGAAUCUAACAUCAGUUUUUCUCAAGGCAGCAGUGUGCCGUCAACCCCUCUAAAGAAACAACCCUCCAAAGAGUCGAUACACAGCGUCGCAAACAGCACAGUUUCCAGUUCCGCUGCAGUCCCACCUGCAGGCGAAGUUGAAAAAAAUAUUGAGAGCGAAAUGAUAAUCCUAUCGGAGUCUGUGAACAACAGUUCAGCCCACCCUCAAUUAAUUCAACGCCAUUUUAGUAUAACAUCAUCUGCUGGAGACUGGAAACUCGGUAGAAUUCAGCUGACACUCCGUUACAGUGUCCCCCGACAAAAAUUAGUGGUUGUAGUUCAUAAAGUUGCCAACUUACCUCUGCCUUUGAAUGACCCGUCAAAUAUUCCUGACCCGUAUGUAAAACUUUACUUACUCCCAGAUCGGCAUAAGGAAACGAAACGCAAGACAGCUGUUCUCAAGGACAAUUGCAACCCAAUUUACGACGAACAAUUUGAAUAUAUUGUAUCUCAAGGUGACUUGAAUGAACGAAUUCUUGAAAUUUCAGUGUGUACGCAAAAAGCGUGGCUGUCUUCGAGCAACAACAUUAUGGGUCAAGUUCGUAUAAAUUUAUCGGAAAUCGAUGUCACCCAAGCAUUUACAAAUUGGUAUGAUUUGAUGCCAGAGGUAAAAAAAGAGUAAUUUAAAAGUUCUCUAACUUAAUCUCAAAGUUUACUUAACGUUGACGGACUAAUUUUUUUUUAUUAUUAUUAUAAUACUAAUAUAUUAAUAUAAUGCUAAUUUUUAAUAUUAAAUUUGAUUAAAAUGUUUAUAAAAAAAAAAAAAACUAAUGUUAAUAUCAAAGGCAGGCCUUUACUUCAAUUAAUCUAUGCGAAAAUCAUGUUAAACUAAAAAAUAUGUUUACAUAAGAAAUUAAUAAAUAUAACUUUACAAUCAAU